UGUCGAAGGCAGCUGGCACCUGCCAGAGUCCCGCAGAAAGCAGGGGGUGUUCGAAUCAUUGUGAAGAAAGUGAGCAGAAUUUUUAGACAAGUCUCGGUGGUGGUCAGAUUAGGACGCGGGAGAGUCGGACCGCGGGGUGAGCUUCUGCUUCAUCUCCGCGCUAACCGCCAAAGGCUCCGACACAAUAAAAGGAAAAAAUAAAAAUAAAAGAGAGCACACUGCCUCUCAAAGCUCUCUCUUUCCGUUUCUCUUCGCUUCUUCUUGUAUUGGAGAGGCGUUGGGAGGCAAUUUGUAGGGAUGCAGAGGACACAGGAUCAGCGGUUGAGAUCUGCCAAGCCAACCACCAUUCAUGGCUACGCCCAGUUCGGGGACCUUCUUGGGUUUCAGAGGCUACUCCGAGGGAACCCGUCGCUUCUCAACGAAAGAAACCCCGUCAUGGCACAGACGCCUCUUCAUGUUUCUGCUGGUUACAACAGUGCUGAGAUAGUUAAAUUUCUUCUUGAUUGGCAAGGGCCAGAUAAGGUUGAGUUGGAAGCCAAGAACAUGUAUGGAGAAACUCCAUUGCACAUGGCAGCAAAGAAUGGGUGCAGUGAUGCUGCAAGAUUGCUUCUUGCUCAUGGUGCUUUUGUUGAAGCAAAUGCAAAUAAUGGAAUGACGCCAUUACAUCUUGCUGUUUGGUACUCACUUCGAGCUGAAGACUGCUCAACUGUCAAGACAUUGCUCGAGUACAAUGCUGAUUGCAGUGCUAAGGAUAAUGAGGGCAUGACUCCUCUAAAUCAUCUUUCACAAGGCCCAGGAAGUGAAAAGUUGCGGGAACUAUUGCACUGGCAUCUUGAAGAGCAGCGAAAGAGAAGAGCAAUUGAAGCGUGCAGCGAAACUAAAGCCAAGAUGAAUGAACUUGAAAAUGAAAUAUCAAAAGUAGUAGGUUUGCAUGAGCUGAAGACACAACUACGAAAGUGGGCAAAGGGAAUGCUUUUGGAUGAGAGGCGUAGGGCUCUUGGGCUGAAAGUUGGCACCAGAAGACCCCCACAUAUGGCGUUCCUUGGCAAUCCCGGAACAGGUAAGACUAUGGUAGCUCGAAUCCUUGGAAGAUUACUCCAUAUGGUGGGAAUUUUACCGACUGACAAGGUAACAGAAGUACAGCGGACUGAUUUGGUUGGAGAGUUUGUUGGUCAUACUGGGCCGAAAACUAGGAGGAAGAUUAAAGAUGCAGAAGGAGGAAUUCUUUUUGUGGAUGAAGCAUAUCGACUGAUACCUAUGCAGAAGGCUGACGAUAAGGACUAUGGAUUGGAGGCCUUAGAAGAGAUUAUGUCCGUCAUGGACAGUGGAAAAGUUGUGGUCAUAUUUGCUGGGUACAGUGAACCAAUGAAGCGUGUGAUUGCUUCUAACGAAGGCUUCUGCAGACGGGUGACCAAGUUUUUCUAUUUUAAUGACUUCAGUUCAGAAGAACUAGCCAAGAUUCUCCAUAUCAAGAUGAAUAAUCAAGUAGAGGAUAGCUUGUUGUAUGGAUUUAAGUUACACCCUUCUUGCACUGAAGAAGCUGUGGCAGCAAUGAUACAGAGAGAAACAACAGAAAAGCUGCGUAAGGAGAUGAAUGGUGGUUUAGUGGAUCCAAUGCUAGUUAAUGCUAGAGAGUAUUUGGACCUUAGGCUCAGUUUUGACUGUAUAGACACAGAUGAACUUCGUACUAUUACCCUUGAGGAUUUAGAAGCAGGUCUACGGCUGUUUUCACAAUGAGAUAGGUAUUGGGUAACCUUAGUCCUUAGACAAGAAAAACUCAGCAUCAUGUUCUUGGCAUCUUGACAUGAUUUCUUCAAAUUAAAUCAGAAAGAUUUAUAUCAUAUGCCUUUCACCGUCUCUGCAACUCUUAAGGAUGAGUUGCAUUUACUGCCAAAGAUUCAGAAGCAGGAGGCAUCAGUAGUAUCACCAUCUGGCAGGCCUAUUUCCAAUGAAUUUUUUUAUACCUUUGGUCUUUGUAAUUGAGAAUUUCACAGUUUAUGUCAAUGGCGCUUGGGAUCUUUUCUGGGUGGGGUUCUAUUAAAUUCAUUGUUUUGAUUUAUUGACAUGUGGUCAGCAAUAAACUUCUUUUACAGUAUGAGAUUUUUGUUGUCAUUCGAUGGAUA
Messenger RNA from Alnus glutinosa, 2123 nucleotides. RefSeq lists its product as uncharacterized. The record is from RefSeq and is a predicted model, not a curated record. The coding region runs from base 298 to 1737 and encodes 479 amino acids. NCBI's taxonomy places the organism in Eukaryota, Viridiplantae, Streptophyta, Magnoliopsida, Fagales, Betulaceae. The transcript has 7 exons. Gene Ontology annotation, molecular function: ATP binding; protein binding; ATP hydrolysis activity.